Messenger RNA from Paramacrobiotus metropolitanus, 3087 nucleotides. Its product is annotated as atrial natriuretic peptide receptor 1-like. The transcript has 19 exons. Bases 1 to 2946 code for a protein of 981 amino acids. Gene Ontology annotation, molecular function: protein kinase activity; ATP binding; peptide receptor activity. The record is from RefSeq and is a predicted model, not a curated record. NCBI's taxonomy places the organism in Eukaryota, Metazoa, Tardigrada, Eutardigrada, Parachela, Macrobiotidae. Gene Ontology annotation, biological process: protein phosphorylation; cGMP biosynthetic process; receptor guanylyl cyclase signaling pathway.
AUGGCCCAGAAGUAUCCGGUGCUGUAUGCGAACUACACGACAACCGAAUUGAUGUGGGAUAUAAAUGGUCCGAACAUAUGCAGAGUCGAAGGAGACUGGCUGGUGCCCGUUAAGAUGGCCGAAUGGUACGGAGCCAAGAAGUUCAGCGACGACGACAAUGGCAUUACCAUCAUCGCGACAUCAGUUUGCAACUGGGCAUUGCCAACGAUUUUUGACUUUGCACGAGAGUUGGAUCUCCUCAUCGUCCCUUGUGCUGCCGGUGUAGCCAUUAAUCAACAUCGAUCACCCAACGCUGUCGCCAUGGCCGCGGCCUCUUAUCUAAUUUUUGGAGCGGCCAUCGGGAAGGUGAUGGACAAGUACCACUGGAAGUACCUGGUGGUGAUCAAUGACCUUUUGAAGGAUAUUCAGGAAGCCGGACGGAGUCUAUCCGAAUGUGAUGGUCUAUUUAUCGAUCUGCGGAAGCGAGAUAAAGCUAUUCAGUAUAUCGUAAUUGAAGUUGACUCUACCAAGCCGGGAUUUACCUUUAGUGCUUCUCUGAACCAAGCCGCACAGCAUAGUCGAAUUAUCAUGUGCUGUACUCUUUAUGCAUCGAUGAGGAGAUUGCUGGCGGAGGCCUACGAUUUGGGAAUGACAAAUGGCGACUAUGUUUUCAUGAUGCUGUAUGAAAGCCAAAUUCCUUUCGAGCCGCCGAUUGAUCAGUGGUACUUGGGCGACGAGAAUGACGAACGAGUUCAUUCGGCAUUGGAUAAUGUACUCUUGUUCCGCACGCCAAAAUCCAAUUGGGACAUGUUUCUUAAUACGUCUCGUGCAGUUAACGAAAGACGAGAAGAAAAGUUUGGAACACCUUUCCAGCAGGAACUCAUGUACAAUGACUUCAUCUUCCAAUGUCACGAGGCCGUGGAAAUGGCAUCUUUGGCAAUCAACGAAACAUUAACGGAUAUGCAAAUCAGUUCCACCGAUGAACUUCAGCAGAAAAUCUCGGCAGCCAGUAUGAUUGGGCGAAUCGUUAACCGGACACACGAGCUGAUGUUUGAAAAUGUCCUAGUCACGUCAAAAGCUAUCAAGGAGCCUAUCAUUUGGGUGCAACAGUUUGAUUACGCCCGAAAUGAGAGCGUGACGGUGUUGCACUAUGACUACAAGACCGACACCUACCCAUUGGUGGAUUCAAAUCGACCAAUGAAAUGGCGUAUCGGGCACGUACCGCCUGAUCGUCCACUCUGCGGUCUAUUUGGAGAGAAAUGUACAAAAGUAGUCAAUGUCGGUUUGGUCGUGGGAGUUGUCACAGCUGCUGUGAUGUUGGUCGUCGCAGUAUUAAUUGGAGGAAUUAUUUGGAAUAAUGAGCGCAAAGCCAAUAUUAAACGUACAUGGUGGAUUGUCCAUUCAACCGAUGUUGAGCAUUCCCGCAGUACAUUUCGCACCGCCACGGAACGAUCCUAUUUUUCACUCACUACGCACGCGCAGAAUUUUCAGCGGAAGAUUGCCGUUGUGCGCGGUAUUCGAGCUAUCAAGACGCCGUUAAUCUGGACUUCAGGCAAACAUCCAACAGUUACCAAGGGCUAUAUUAGCUUCCUGAAUUAUAUUCGCAAAAUGGAUUCACAUCACAUUAACAAGCUAAUAGGACUGGACAUAGCCCAUCGACCACCCGUUCUCUUUCACCAAUGGUGCAAACGGGGUUCACUGGAGGAUUUGUUGCUGUUGCGAGAACCGGACUGGACAUUAAAGCUCUCUUUAUUACACGAUCUCAUUCACGGUCUGCAUUACAUUCACACAACUGGAGUAAAAAUGCACGGGAACCUCCGUCCAACAAAAUGUCUGCUCGACAGCCACUUGAGCAUGAAGAUUUCCGAUUACGGCCACGAGACCAUUAGUCGUUUGUUAUCUGGGUCCACUGGACACUCCAAUCAUGGUCGUCCGUUUUUCCCGCCGCACCCGUGGAUGGCACCGGAAGUAUAUUGCCAUGGGCGUGCCUUUCCGGCAAGCGAUAUAUACGCAAUGGGAACAAUUGUUCAGCAGAUUCUCAUGGGCUACGAGUCCUUUAACACUCACGCACUGGUGGGUGGAGAUGGGCUGCGACAGCUGAAGUUUUCCGAAGAACUUGAGAAAGGAGCUCUUGGCCACUUCCUCGAAGUAACAAAGCGGUGCUGGUUAGAAGACCCCGCAGCAAGACCACAAAUGCUGGACAUACAUAAUUGUUUCUCAGAAGCCACCGUUUAUGAAGGCCUGAGAGGCAGCCUGAUCGAGCGGAUUAUCAGACGAUUAGCCAAAUAUAACGAAACACUCGAAAUGCAGGUCUCGGAGAAGACCGCUCAGCUGCAGUCAGAGCAGCAGCGUGCUGACGCCUUAUUGCGGGAGAUGCUUCCUGUCGACGUUGUACGGAAACUACGAGCCGGUAUAAAAGUUGACCCCGAAUACGUGGAUGAAGUUAGCGUUCUGUUCAGUGAUAUUGCCGGUUUUACCGAUUUUAUCGCGGGUUGUCCACCCGAUGUAGCACUGCAUUUUCUCCAUAAUACUUACGUCUAUUUUGAUCGAGCCAUCGCCAAAGUGUCGGUGUAUAAACUAGAAACCAUCGGGAGCAGCUAUGUGGCAGUCAGCGGACUUGUCGAAAGGAUAGGUAAACGCCAUGCCAACGAAAUCUGCCGGUUGGCAAAUUUGCUACAAACGGAAUUUCACCGGAUUAUCGAGGAUCCACGGUUGGGCUUGUUGAUUGGAAUACACAGUGGGCCGGUCGCUGUGGGUGUGGUUGGGAUGAAGAAGCCGCGUUAUUGUUUGUUUGGAGAUACGGUAAAUACCGCAUCUCGAAUGGAAAGCAACGGUCUUCCGGGGAAGAUCCAUGUUAGUCCAAAUACAGUACCCAUUGCAAAAACGUUCGGACACAAGUUUGAAACACGUGGGAGAAUGGCGAUUAAGGGUAAGGGAGAGAUUCUCACCUACUGGUUGAUCGAUUGAUACGAUGUUAUCGUUGGAUCCUUUCGCACAAAUACUCGUACUUGUAGAGUGGUUGUUGACUUCUUCGAUACAAUCAUGUUUGCAUUGCACUUAUGAAAAUGACAUGCCGUAUAAAAUAACGGUCACGCACAUUAAGCAUUU